AUGGACGCCUCCUCCCUCCGCAUCUCCAAGUUCGAUGGAACUAACUUCCACGCCUGGAAGUUCAAGAUGCAGAUGGUGCUGGAGAAACGGGACCUAUGGGAGGUCGUCAGCGGUGAGAUCAAGGCGGAACAGUGCGAGACUCAGUUGGACCAAGCGACGUACAAGAGGAAGUCAAGAAAGGCGAUGGCAGUGAUCUGUCUAGCCAUGGAAGAUUCCCAGCUACCGUUGGUCCGGUCGGCAAGUGGUGCAUGCGACGCAUGGUCAAGGUUGGAAGACCACUUCGAGAAGAAGAGUCUUGCCAACAAGCUGUUCUUGCGCCGUCGCUUCUUCACGACAAUGAUGGAAGAAGGCGACGAUGUGCUCGAACACAUCAACAAGCUCAAGACGCUGGCGGAACAGCUAGAAGCGCCUGGUGACUCGUAUCAAUUCUUGAUCACAGCUUUGGAGUCGCGCUCAGACACUCUUAGCUGGGAGCUCGUGACGUCUCGACUGCUUCAUGAAGAAAUGAAGCGGAAGGAGCAAGGAAGUAAAGGUGAUGAAGCUUCGCAAGGUCAAGCGUUCAUCACAAGGGACAAUCAGCGCAAAGGGCGACCAGUGAAGAAGUCCUGGCCGUGCCACAAUUGCGGAAAGAUUGGUCACUGGAUGGCGGAGUGCCCCUCGCGCAUCCAAGAAAACACGGAGAGACACCGGCCACAGCGUGCUCAAGACAGCGGCGACCGCUAUCGAUCACAACGUGCAAACGUCGCUCAAGAAGAAGACUCGGGCGACUACCUCUUUUCGAUCGGUGAAACGACAUCUGCGAAAUCGAGCGACAUCUGGCUGGUCGACUCCGGGGCGACGCAGCACAUGACGUGCUCCAAGAAGUUCAUGCGGAACUACAAGGGGUUUAACGCUGUGGAUGUCCAUCUCGCGGAUGAUGGAAUCGUCCAAGCAAUCGGCAGUGGGGACAUUGUCAUGUCGAUGAAGACACCCCAAGGGAUGAAGAAAGGUGUGCUCACAAACGUGUGGCACAUCCCAAAGUUAUCCAGAAACCUGUUCUCGGUCGGCCGCUUCACCAAGGAUGUCGGCCCAGUGACGUUCACGAAGGAUGGGUGCUAUGGAGAAGCGAAAGGGACCAAGUGGAAAAUUGGUGCCCGUGAAGGUAAAGGACUGUUCAAGCUGCAAAUGACUCCAGUGGCGCCGGAACAAGCAAAUGCAGCCAAGUCGUCGGGAUGUCAAGGGGGCACCAAGUCGUACCUCUGGCACCUUCGGCUUGGCCACAUAGGUCACGAUGGACUCAAGUGCAUCGUGACGAAGAACAUUGGAAUUGGCAUCGACAUAUCUUCGGUGAAGAAGUGGGACGUGUGUGAAGGUUGUGCUCUGGGAAAACAGACUCGAGUGCGCUUCCAAUCAAACACUACAGCUCGCACCUCCAAACUCCUCGAAGUGAUUCACAGCGACGUAUGCGGACCGAUGUCGAUGGCAACUUUCAGUGGAAAACGGUACUUCAUAAAAUUUUUUGAUAAAAAAACAAAAAACUGUGUCGUCUAUCUGCUCAAGAGCAAAUCUGAAGUUGCGGCGAAGUUCAUGGAAUACGCUGCGAUGGCCGAAACGCAAACCGGAAAGCGCGUGAAGUACCUUCAAAGCGACAAUGGGGGUGAAUACAAAGUCCGACAAGCUGGCACGAUUCUGCGCGGAACGGGGAAUACAACAAAGGUUCACACCCCCAUAUACUCCUCAGCUAAACGGAGUAGCUGA
Molecule: messenger RNA, 1737 nt
Organism: Peronospora matthiolae
Lineage: Eukaryota; Oomycota; Peronosporomycetes; Peronosporales; Peronosporaceae
Source: the annotation of a GenBank genome assembly